Molecule: messenger RNA, 2769 nt
Organism: Crotalus tigris (Tiger rattlesnake)
Lineage: Eukaryota; Metazoa; Chordata; Lepidosauria; Squamata; Viperidae
Gene: TMEM255A
Product: transmembrane protein 255A
Exons: 9
Coding region: 347-1318 (323 amino acids)
Source: RefSeq, a predicted model, not a curated record
CUGGCUUUGCAUCUUUCAGCGUUGCAGGGGCAGAAUCCAAAAGAAGCGGUCCCCUUUCCGAGCCCCCCACCCCGCCCUGGAUCGAGGCGCAGGGCUCUUCCACGCUGGGAAUCCGGCGCAUCUCAACCCCGCGAGGAUCGGCGCAACAGCCGGGACCCCUCCUCUCCUCGCCUCUGGGCGCGCAGCUGCCUUCACCAGGCUCUCUCUCUCUCUCUCCCCCGCCUUGCGCAAGCGCCACCAGCCGCCGGCCCCGACCGGGAGCGCUGCGGGAGGAUGCUCCGCGCCCGGUAGCUGUGCGCCUUGCGGCUCCGCAGGCCGGGGGCGCAGGAGGCGCACCGCCAGCGCCAUGCGCCAGGCCUUGGCUCCGCCGAGCUCCAGUGACAUCUCGCUCUCCACCUCGGCCGGGUCUUUCAACAGAAAAAAGCGAAAUUCUCUCUAUGUCACCGUGACCCUCCUUAUCGUCUCGCUCCUAAUUCUGACCGUGGGCCUUGCUGCAACCACACGUACUCAAAACGUGACUGUUGGGGGUUACUACCCGGGAGCUAUUCUGGGCUUUGGGUCAUUUCUUGGCAUUAUCGGAUCCAAUUUGAUCGAAAAUAAAAGGCAAAUGCUGGUCGCCUCCAUCGUAUUCAUCACUUUUGGGGUCAUUGCUGCCUUCUGCUGUGCGAUUGUGGACGGCGUGUUUGCUGCCAGGCACAUUGACCUGAGGCCACUUUAUGCAGGACGCUGCCACUACUAUGCCAAAAGCACCACCCAGCCCAAAACCAUUUGCCACCCGCAGCCCCGGAGUUCUUGCGUCCCAAAGAUCAAAACCAACACCUGCUUCUGUUGCGACUUGUACCACUGCGGAAGCAGGAUGGAGAUUUCCGGCGGCUAUUAUGAAUUUAUCGAUGUCAGCAGUUGCCAGGAUAUCGUCCAUCUCUACCAAUUGCUGUGGUCUGCAACAGUAUUGAAUAUCUUGGGUUUGGUUCUAGGCAUCAUCACAGCGGCCGUCCUGGGUGGUUUUAAAGAUAUGGUGCCCACUCAUCCUACUCUUACCUGCUCGGUCGAAAACCCACGGCCAGCUGUGUCCUAUUACUCACGACCCCAGGUGACCUCGUACAACACUUAUCACAGCACGCCUCACUUGCCGCCGUAUUCAGCGUACGACUUCCAGCAUUCCAGCCUCUUUACAACGUCCAGCCCAUCUGGCCUGCCGGAGGAUCCGCUCUCGUUACCGCCCUCACCGAGCUUGGUCUGGUCCCCAACUGGUGCUCCACCUCGUUACUGCCCACCGUAUUUUCCACCUUCUGAGAAGCCGCCGCCUUAUUCACCGUGAAAACUGAGUAGAAGGGGAGAGAGGAUGCAGCCCCUUAAACUACCUACCUGCCAAUCUUUUGUACCGGAAGAAGCAAACUGGCACCUUGGACCUUCCCUCAGUUUCCUUUCUGUAGCGGGAGCCUUGCGUCCCUCACUCCUGAGCAGGGCUCUCUCCAAACUUGGACACUUUAAGACGUGUGGACUUCAACCCCCCCCCCCCCGGCUGGCUGAGGCAUUCUGGGAGUUGAAGUCCACACGUCUUAACGUGGCCAAAUUUGGAGACCCCCUGCUCUUGAGGGAUAAAAAAAUGGGCAUCCUGCCCUGGGCCCUUGUUUGUUUUUAAAGGACGGUGGGAGAGGCCUUCUUCUCAUGCUCUCUUUGAGCGAAUUGCUUGUUAAAGAUUAGCCUUUGGCGGAUCCAGGAUUUCUCUUCAGCUCUUCAGAAACUGUCCAGUGGAUGAUGUGAGUUCAUAAACGGGCUCAAGAUAAGUCAGGAUGGCAAUUUCAACCCCUGCAAUCAAAGCUUUCCCCCAUUUUAGGUGAGUCGCUAUGGAUACAUGAAAGGAGCAGCGUUUGGAUUGAUUGAUGGUGGCUGCCAGCUUGAUUUAUUUCACCCGGAUGAGUCUGUUAAUUGGAAUUUCCGCAGCUCCCUGAUAACUCAUCCUUGUUCCUCACUAGAGAUGAUGGGAAGAUCCACCCUGGAGCCAAAGGGACAAAAUUCCUCUGCUGUUCUUUUAAAGGAAGUACCAAAGAGUCGGAGUGCGUGAAAUUAAGUCUUUAAUUAAGAAGUGGAGAGACAGCCAAAAGACAAAUCUGCAAAUGGGCAAGAAUGAAAUGCAGAGGGGUUUGUGAAUUUCAUUGCUGCUCCAUCCUGACACCCAGUGGUAGAUUCAUCAGCACUGUGCUGGAAAAAAAGACCAGAUUUCUUUGAAAUAAGCUACCCCAUUGUUUCUCAAACCUUGCAUCUUUUAAGAUAUGUGGACUUCCAGAAUUCCCCAGCCAAUGGGGAAACUAUAUGCUACUAAAACUCUUCUGCUCAUCACUUUUAACUGGGUGAAACUGUGCCUUGUAGGGCAAUAGUUUUUGAACCAAGGUACCUCAAAUAGGCUAAUUUACAGAAUAUGUCCAAAAUCCAGGACCCCAUAACUCCUUUAGGGAAUGAAAUUUGGGGAAAGUGUGGCUGUUUCAGUGCUACUGAUUGCUGCGGUGCUGUAGGGCUGCUGCUGCAGUCAUGUGAUGUUCAUUUUCAAAGUUCCGUGACAGUUUCCCAGGCAGUCUUGCAAUCCCUUCACCACCUAGCAGAAGCCUAGUACGAAAAAAGAGAAUUAGUCUCUAACAGCUAUGGCCGUUACAUCUAAAUUUGAUUUUUCUUUAAAAAAAAAAAAAAGACUUGGAACAGGUGCCUCUUUUAUAUGUGUGUGUAAGUGUGCAUGGGCACACCCAGAAACUUAGCAUGAAUAAAUUAAUAUUU